AUGGAUAGUAUUAUUCAAAUGCUACCGGAGCCACUGAGGCGCUUUUCAACCCACAUAGACUUUCUUGGCCAGAAAUCCGCUGAGAGAACAUUUCAGGUGGUGAUUGUACUUGCUGGCAUCAUUGGUUUCUCGAUCGGGUUUUCGACUCAGCAACUUUCGCACGCCAUCUACACAGUGCUUGCUGGAGCAGCUUUGUCUGCUCUGAUUGUUCUACCUCCAUGGCCAUUUCUGUUCAGAAAAAAUCCCAUUUCAGUAAGGUUUCAUUUUUCUGUUUGA
Angiostrongylus costaricensis is the source of this 276-nucleotide messenger RNA. The record is from the annotation of a GenBank genome assembly. Lineage: Eukaryota; Metazoa; Nematoda; Chromadorea; Rhabditida; Metastrongylidae.